Messenger RNA from Thunnus maccoyii (southern bluefin tuna), 2331 nucleotides. RefSeq names its product tissue factor-like. Gene Ontology annotation, molecular function: protein binding. Gene Ontology annotation, cellular component: membrane. Gene Ontology annotation, biological process: blood coagulation. The record is from RefSeq and is a predicted model, not a curated record. The transcript has 7 exons. NCBI's taxonomy places the organism in Eukaryota, Metazoa, Chordata, Actinopteri, Scombriformes, Scombridae. Bases 135 to 992 code for a protein of 285 amino acids.
AGAGGCCUAACCCUGAACAGACCCCGAGUUCCCGCAUCUGCAGCUCCCACACUCUUUGUCCCACUGAACAGAAACUGCAGCUUAAACCCAGAGAAAAAUCUUAUCUACAACAAGGUUAUAGGAUUUUGGCGGACAUGGCCUCUCUGAAAACUGUAUUUUAUCUGGGUGUCUGCUUGUCUUCUUGGAUUAUCACUACUGCAGAUGAAGACUCUGUGCCCAAAGCAGAGAAUGUGCGCUGGGUGUCUGUGGACUUUAAAACCACCCUCACAUGGACUACCACUCCGUCUAACUACACAUACACUGUCCUGUACUCUAUUGAUGACAGUGACUGGACUGAAAUUCCUGACUGCAUCAGAGUGUCAGAAUCAGAAUGUGAUCUGACCAACCACAUCAUGGCCCACGACAGGACCUACACUGCUGACAUUCAAACAGAACCUGCUGAAACGGACCAUUACUUUGACCAGGAGGAGCCCCCUCACACUUAUUCCUCAAACUUCAACCCCUAUAAAGAGAGUAAGAUCAGUGCUGUUAAGUUCCGUGUGGAGAUUGUAGAGGAGAGCAGUGUGACUGUGACCAUCACUGAUCCUGUGACCAGUAUCCAUGUACAACAGAAGCAACUCACAAUCAGAGAUAUUCUCAAAAAUGACCUCAAGUACAAGAUCAGCUACUACAAGUCUGGAAGCACAGGGAAGAGAGACAUCAUAUCUAACUCCAGUAUAGCAGAGGUGUCGGGGCUGGAUGCAGGACAGAGUUACUGCUUCAUGGUGGCAGCUUUCAUCCCCUCCAGACCCAAAAACUCCCAGCAGGGAGCCUGGAGCAUCCAGCAAUGUACACCUGGACAAGGGUUGAGUCUUGGAGCGUUGGUAGGUGGACUCUUCAUCCUGCUCAUAAUGCUCCUCAUCAUCGUCACCACGACCAUCCUUUGCUGCAGAUGCUGCCGACAAAGAAACAAAGCCCUCCAAACAUCUCAGUCAUCAUCUACAGUUGUUUAGUCUAUGACUGUGUGUGUGUGUGUGUGUGGGAGGGGGGUGGGGUCUUUCAAACACAAGGAGCUGGUCUUCCUUUAGUUGUCCUGUCUGGAAGACAUUAUUUUAGAUUUCUAUGCUCUACAGUAUCUUUACAGCAUAUUUUAGUCAAUAGUUUUUCUAUUUGAUAUUAUAUUUCACCGUAGAAGGGAACAUAUGUAGCUAGCUCUUACCAAUUAAGUAUAAUUCUGCUUAACAUGAAAUACCAGCUGCGUCUUCUAAGACCCUACCUGUGCAUUUUAGCCUGUGUGUUUGAAUGGGCUGCACAGACCCAUGCCAUACAUAAAGAGGUUGGAAGGUUUAGAACUUAGAACUGGAGUAGUUUUGUUAGAAGUUCACUAAGAACAUAUGAAAUGUAAUUUUGUCAACCCAGUAGAUUGUGCAAGGGCAGAUUAAAUGUUUAAAAUUCCCUCACACCUUUACUAACAAAUCCAUCUAACCCAGUUUGACCCUCAAACUGUUUUUUAACAUAUUUUUCUUAAAUAUAUUAUAUAUAUUAUUCCUCAAAGUUCUGUCACGACCACAACCAGUAACUACUAAGUAAAUAAAGCUCUUUAGUAACAUCUAGUGGCCACGCUUUGAAACUACAAUUACAUCUACAAACUCGUCUCUACAAAUCUAUAUUCAGCUAUAUUUUUAUCCUGAUGUGAUAUAACUCUUUAUGUUUGAUUAUUGUGUUGUAUUUUUUGUGUAAGAAAUAAACUUUUGUUGAUCAAAAUGAUUUAAAAGCAAUAAAAGACAAAAAUGAAACAUUUCAGCACCAGACCCUGUUAUUGUCUUCUUUGAGCAGUCACCAGUGAUGUGAUGUGAUGUAAUGCAAUGCUACAAAGUAAGAUCUUCAACCUGCUUCCUCACUCUUCAAAGUUUUUCUCCUCUGUGCUAUGACUGCAAAUGCAGUGAUCAAAACCUUGCCCUGUUUGCAAAACAGACAGUAAGGUUUCAUCUGUGGGUCUUCUGCUCAUAUUAUUCUCAAACUUGUUACAUAACAUCAGUACUCUAUCUUCUGCCAUAAUAUACACGUCUUUCCUUAGUGAAAGUGAGAUUUGUGUGGCAAUAUUGCAGUAGGUGUGAUGUGAUUGCAAAUCAAUGGUCUGAUGUAAAUGACAGGCAACAUAUUAAGUACACAAACUGCCUAAAACAUUUAGAUUGUCUUAUUUUCAGUUAUAAAUUAUUCAUCACUAAAUGUUUGGAGCUUUGAACUUGGGAACAUGAUUUGAUGCAGUGUGUGGAGAGGAAGUUUGUGGUUGUUUUUUUCAUUCUAAGGGGAAUAUUGGGUCUGUAUACAGUCUAUACCUGCUCUUUAUGA